AUGGCGGUCAAGAAGCGACGGGGUCAAGGCAAGGCCGAGACGCCGCCGAGCAGCCAAGUGAGUACGACGAGCGAAGCAGGCGAGCGCGACGAGCCCUCGUUGCCACUGCCGCUGCGCAUGGCCCUGAUUGCCAUCACGUCCGUCUUGGCGGAGAAGGGCUGGCGCAACCGCGAGGUCGUGACCGUGUAUCUCUACAACGACAAGCAGACGUCGACGGAGCAAGCGAUGAUCUCUGUCUUUGCGUACAUUCUGCUCAUGGGCGCGCUCUUUGCCAGCGGAUUUCUACUGAGCAUCGUCACCAACAUGAUGAAACACGCGUACUUCCGCAAGGCCUAG
Saprolegnia diclina VS20 is the source of this 336-nucleotide messenger RNA. RefSeq lists its product as hypothetical. The transcript has a single exon. Lineage: Eukaryota; Oomycota; Saprolegniomycetes; Saprolegniales; Saprolegniaceae. The record is from RefSeq and is a predicted model, not a curated record. Bases 1 to 336 code for a protein of 111 amino acids.